CAAAAGAUGAUUCUGCCUGUUGACAUACCUAAAACAAAAUAGCCAUUGGAAAAUCUGUCAAGAUAUUUGUAGGUAAGAUUGGUGGGUAUUUUAGUAAGUAAAGUGUAGUAAGAAAGCAAGUUGGUAGUUACAGCUAAUGCAGAAGGCUAGAGCUGGAGAGACAGAACCUUUUACAAAACAGAACAUAGCUACAGUGCAUAAUUCAUAAUAGGGCAGACUUGGAAGUUGAGGCAUGAAUGAGAACACAGCCUCAUCCACAGUGGGUGAAAUCACAAACCCUGUGAAUGUGAAUAAGCAAAGUUUUAAAGCAUAAUCUUGCAUCUCUGAGACUUGGGUUACCACUACGCAAGUGCAGACAUCUGAAUACCUGAAACAGCUGAGGCCGGGAGAAGGUAUAGCUCCUUCCCCAGAGGAAGAACUGAAAGAUAUUGGAGAAGAGGAUUGAACCAAGUGAACUGACAUCUGAAUGGUUUUAUCCACAAAGAUGUACAUUUACUAGUACAAUUUCAAGUCCUCGGUAUGUGGAUGUUGAUUGUGGAGUUAUAAGUGUAUCCAACACUGUCAGUUACACUGGAAGACCAAGCCCUUUGUUUGUGGAGCCGUCAUCUUGUUUGACCAGGUCCGGAUGCUCCGAAACUCAGCCAGAAAGCAGCAUAGAGCUGAUCUUCCGAAAUUCUGAGAGCAGGAAACGUGCCCUUGAAGAAAGCCUCAAGAAUGCUCAGAGUGCAAUACAGCAUCAGUCAAAAAAACUGGAGCAACAGCAGACAGAAGUCCUCACUAGUGAAGCUACUAUUAACACUCUGUUAGCACAGCAAAAGGUAUUGGAAUUAAAAACCGCCCAGAUAAAAAAAAUGAAAUCUAUAUUUCCUUCAGCUGGCAAGAUUGACAUUUUGAAGCAACGUGAACUGGAGAGAAGGAUUUAUUAUUUGGAGCAAGAAACUGACUUUAUAAACUACAGAUUGGAUCAAGCAAGACGAAAAUAUUUGACCUCAGAUUCUUAUUCGCUCAAGACUGAGAAUAUACUUCCAACGGAUAAAUACAAGCUGCAGCAGUCCCUUCAGCACGUGUCAGCAGAUCUUAUUUGUGACCAUGAAACGCUGGGGUCCACAGUCAAGUGCAAUGAACAGAUGUUGGAAAAAGAGAAUCUCAAGAGAGAGUCUGAGCAUUUAGGUGGCAAAAAAGAGAAAUACAGUUUCAACACUAACCAACGUCAACUUGAAGAGAACCUUCAGAGGAAUUUAGAGAUGAUUGGUCUGUCUUUAGAGAAAGACCAGCUUUUUAAGGAUAAAUGUGAACUGCACCAGUCUGUCCAGCAACUGUCUGCAGAUCUCAGUUGUGCAGAGAGAGACAACGACGCACUGGGGUCCACAGUUUCAAGUCUGCAUGCUGAACUUUUUCAAGUCAGGUGCAGUGAACAGAAGUUAGAAAGAGAGAAACUCAAAAUAGAAUCUGAGCUCUUAGGAAGCAGAAAAAUCAAUGAAGACAUGUUACAUGAGUUAAUGUCGCUACGACAAAAAAUGUGUUCUUUUGAGGAAACUAGUGUCCAUUUCGAGAGCGAGAAGAGGGUUCUUACAGCAAGAAUCAAAACUCUGGAGACUGACCGACAACAGCUGAUCAGCCAAAAGAACUUGCUUCUACAAACACUCAAAAAAUCAAGAAGAGAAAAAAACUGUGACUCAAAGCAACAACUGGAGAGAACAACAACAGAAGUCCAAGCUUCAGAGGUAAAAGAAUGUGUGAACUGUAAAAAACUGAAGGGAGAACUCUGGGAAGUUAAAAAACAACUUGCCAUUCGCCAGCAACCUGCUCAAAAUAUCAUGCAAAGUUGUGGGGAAUCCAUUUGCAUUGAAACAAAGCCUCCAACUGCUGAGAAGAAGCAUGUAGAUGCUGAAGAGAAGACCAGGAAACUUUUACUUCAAUUUGAAGAGGUACAGAAAAGCAUAGAAUACUUGGAAAGUCUGAGGCUGAAACUUGAACUAUUGGUGGAGAAAAACAAAAGAAUAAUCAGUGAAAGUACAGACUGGGAUGAAAUAAUUGAGAUAAUGAAAAAACAGAAGAAUUUUCUUUCAAGAAUGUUAAAUCUGAAGCAGAUGAUUUCAGAAAGUACUCCACUGAACCUGGAGAGUGGGACCUGGCAAUGUAUUCAUAACCCUGAAAUUCAAGGGAAAUCACAUGGUCAGAAACAAGAACAGCUAAGAACAAGAUCUCAUUUUAAGCAGACUAAAGAAGAAACAGAAAGCGAAGAUUCUGGUCAAAGAUUACAGGAAACUAUAUGUCGACAUGAGAACCAACCGAAAACAUGUAUUGCAUGUACCGAGAACAAAAGCAACGCUGAGGGCUCUUGGGGAAAAGACACCCAGCUACAGCAAGAGGAAGUGUCAACGUUAACAUUGAGUAGUGCAAUCAAGGACAUUGAAACGUGGAGAAAACAAAAUAAGAAAAAUCUUGAACACCUUCUUGAUGAAAAUAUCUACCUGAAGAAGGAAGAUCAACUUAAAGUCAACAAGAUUACUGCCCUAAUAAUUGAACUGAAAAAUCUGAGGAAGGCCUACAGUGCAGUUUUAGGGCAUUCUGACAGCCCUGAAGAUACAGAAGCUAUAAACUGGAUCAACAGAUCAAAACUUUUAAAGAAUUGCAUUGACAUUAUAAAAAACAAUGAUGAGAAACUAAAUUCAUUAUGUGGAGAAAACCGAGAAAUUCAAGAGAAAGUCGUGCAAAGACAGCUGUUUGUGAUGAAAGAGGAAAUAGCAGUUCUGAAGGCUGUCAUUCACAGAAAGAAUAAAUCGUUAACAGCACUGGCAAUAAUGACAAAACUUCUUGAAAAGAGAAAUGAAGAACUUGUCGAAGGGCAAAAAGAAAUGAAACACCUAGAAUGAGCCAAAAAGUAAGUGAAAAAUCACAUGGCUUCGAACAUGAAGACAAUUAAGAAGUUAACACAUCCUCGACAUUGGAAGGCUGUUUUAUUUUUUUUUUUUUUUUUUUUUUUUUUUUUUUACAGUUGGAACUAAAUUAAAAACUACAAUAAAUCUAUCUCCAGUGCUGCUGUGGACUGGUGGGUGUUUUAGGUUGAGGGCAUUAAGAACCAAUUUGAAUAAUGCCAUCUGUAUGGUCUACCCUUGAAAAAUGCUGAUUUCUUCCAUUUUUAAUGUUACUUAGAUGAUGGAACCCUACAAGACAAAUGAGGGUUUGUAAAAUUGAUCGAAGCAGUUGUAGGCACUGUAAGGUGCGGUUUAAUUGAUUCUAUUAUUAUCAUUAUCGGUGAUUAUCAAUAAAGUAUAAUCAAGACUUGAAUUACUCAUGAUUAAAACUUAAACAGAAUUGAACAUUCAAUGAUUCCAAGAUAAAAAGGUUAUAUGUAUUAACAACCCAUUAACGUGAGGCAUGUAAUGGAGCCACUAGCAUAACAGUAGUCAGAAUAACCAGCCUUGUUACCUGUGUACUGGGAGUUCACUUGAGCAGAGCCCUCUUCUCUGUGUGGAGAGGGGCUUGGGGGUCCGUCCUCUCAGGGGCUUCUCACUGAGCAACUCACAGACACCCCAUAUUUAUAUAGUCAAACAACUAUUUGCAUUCUCAAGCCAUCUUGAGAUUGCCUGUGCACUUUCCGCUCCCACUCCAUGGGCAUUUAGUUACUUCAGACUAAUUCUUAACAGAUCUGGACCAUACCCAAGUGCUUUCAGUCAUCACUUCUCUCGCCCCUAGCAUUGGUUUUCUCAGCAGCUCAGCUGGACAAAAGCAAUGGCCAAUUACAUACUAAUUCUUGCAAAUGUCUGUCACCAUAUUUCUCUUCAGCACUAAUUAACAACAUUGUUUUGAAAAUAUAAACAUAUCUAUGGCCCUAUAUACUUAUUUCAAUAUUCCUUGCCAAGGCACAAUGCUGUACUUAGUUCCAAUAUAUUAACAUAAUUUAUAUAAAGCCUUUAACCAAAGACAAGUAAUAACUGGUUAUUUCUACAAUGUUACUGUUUUAGCUUUGUGUAUCAAGUUGACAGAUUUUAUAAUGAAUGUCUUUCAGUUAUCAUAUGCCUCCAAAAUCAAUUUUAAA
Polyodon spathula (Mississippi paddlefish) is the source of this 4042-nucleotide messenger RNA. Its product is annotated as centrosomal protein of 83 kDa-like. The coding region runs from base 852 to 2876 and encodes 674 amino acids. The transcript is spliced from 22 exons. Lineage: Eukaryota; Metazoa; Chordata; Actinopteri; Acipenseriformes; Polyodontidae. The record is from RefSeq and is a predicted model, not a curated record.